CAAGUGCGCAUGCGCCGGUGUCUGUUCACACGUCGCCGACUCGCUAGCUGCAGAAAGAUGAGGAUGCUGCACGUGUUUGCUCUGCUUGCUUCACUGGUACUGGCGGCAACGGGGGAAGAUGGUGCCCGUUUGCUCGCCUCUAAGUCCCUGCUGAAUCGCUAUGCUGUGGAGGGCCGAGAUCUUACACUGCAGUACAACAUUUACAAUGUGGGCACCAGUGUGGCAUUGGAGGUGGAGCUCUCUGAUGACUCAUUUCCUCCUGAGGAUUUUGGCAUUGUUUCUGGAAUGCUCAAUGUGAAGUGGGACCGCAUCGCUCCUGCCAGCAACGUAUCUCAUACAGUAGUGCUGCGGCCACUGAAGGCCGGCUACUUCAACUUCACCUCAGCCACUGUCAGCUACCUGGCCCAAGAGGGAGGACAGGUUGUGGUUGGAUACACCAGUGCUCCUGGACAGGGUGGCAUUCUGGCCCAGAGAGAGUUUGACAGGCGCUUCUCUCCCCAUUUCAUGGACUGGGCUGCUUUUGGUGUGAUGACCCUGCCUUCCAUCGGUAUCCCCCUGCUCCUCUGGUACUCCAGCAAAAGGAAAUACGACUCACCCAAGAGCAAGAAGAACUAAUAGUGAAGUGGGACAGAUGUGUACGUUUAAGCUGAAAUGGGGGUGGAAAAUAUAAAAGGGGUCAAGCAAGGGGUUGGAUUUUGAGUAAUUUUCAAUAAUUUUACUACCCAUAUUGGGGUAAAAUAAUUAAGGAUGAGAGGCUUUGUUUUUGAGUGUGGCUGAGAACUGAUGUAUUCUGCUGACAGUACUGUCCUACCUUUAAACGUCAUUUCAUUGGUCAUCAUUGGCUGCUCAAGAGCCGGAGAAUAGUUAAGAUAUUCCAUAACUUACUGUUUGCUUUGGUUUUGUUUUUGUAAUUAAGUGUUCACAUGCAUUUGGAAUGUAUUCACUUUUUGCCGGUUCAGCCAGUUGAAAUAAACAUGUGGGUUUUACAAAAAA
Molecule: messenger RNA, 993 nt
Organism: Trichomycterus rosablanca
Lineage: Eukaryota; Metazoa; Chordata; Actinopteri; Siluriformes; Trichomycteridae
Gene: ssr2
Product: signal sequence receptor, beta
Exons: 6
Coding region: 10-615 (201 amino acids)
Cellular component (GO): membrane; endoplasmic reticulum
Source: RefSeq, a predicted model, not a curated record